Aspergillus clavatus NRRL 1 is the source of this 1572-nucleotide messenger RNA. RefSeq names its product putative thiamine biosynthesis protein (Thi-4). NCBI's taxonomy places the organism in Eukaryota, Fungi, Ascomycota, Eurotiomycetes, Eurotiales, Aspergillaceae. The transcript is spliced from 9 exons. Gene Ontology annotation, molecular function: hydroxymethylpyrimidine kinase activity; phosphomethylpyrimidine kinase activity; thiaminase activity. The record is from RefSeq and is a predicted model, not a curated record. Gene Ontology annotation, biological process: thiamine biosynthetic process. Gene Ontology annotation, cellular component: cytosol. The coding region runs from base 1 to 1572 and encodes 523 amino acids.
AUGGCCGUGUCAAGGGUGCUGGUCAUUGCCGGCUCUGACAGCUCCGGCGGCGCUGGCUUAGAAGCUGAUCAGAGGGUUCUGGCUGUACAUGGCUGCUAUGCUUUGACUGCCACAACUGGCCUGACGGCUCAGAAUACCCAAGGAGUGCAGGAUAUUUUCGUUGUCCCGGCGCAAUUUGUGAAAAAGCAGAUUAAUGCUGGGUUAGAAGAUGUUGGAGCCGAUGUUGUCAAGCUGGGAAUGCUUUCAUCGGCGGAAACGAUCGAUGUGGUUGCAGAAGCAUUGACAACACAUCAGGUCCCUUCGGUGGUGCUGGACCCGGUCAUGAUCUCCACGAGCGGAUCUCAGUUGUUACCCGAAGCCGCUGUUCAAGGUCUGCGCACGAAACUAUUACACCUGACGACGAUUCUCACUCCCAAUAUUCCCGAGGCGCUACUAUUGUUAAAGGACUCGGGGCUGGAUGUGCAAGAACCCGAAGACCUCGAUGGUCUUAUCGAACUCACGAAGCAGGUUCGCGCCUUGGGUCCCAAGGCUGUCCUUCUCAAGGGCGGUCAUUUGCCGCUCACAAAAGACCACAAGACAGCGCGUUGUCCCGAAGAUGCAUCAGCAGUCAUUGACAUUUUGUAUGAUGGAGAGACUGUAACUCUCUUUGAAACCGACUUCUUGGUAUCCAAGAACACUCACGGAACGGGCUGCUCUCUGGCCUCGGCCAUCGCUGCCAACCUAGCUCUCGGCAAGGAUAUGAAAUGCGCAGUCCACAAUGGCGUUCGAUAUGUCGAGGCAGGUAUUAGGACAAGUACCGACCUGGGCAAAGGAAGCGGCCCGAUCAACCACUUCCACUCUGCGUUUUCUCUGCCCUUUGCACCUGAUCGAUUCCUGGAAUAUGUGCUGGACCGGCCCGACGUCAGCCACGUUUGGAAGAGAUUUACAGAACAUGAAUUCGUCCGCGGUCUGGGCAGCGGUGCUCUUCCAGUGGAACGGUUCAAGCAGUAUCUGGUGCAAGAUUACCUCUACUUGACUCACUUCGCCAGAAGUAAUGCUCUGGCUGCUUACAAAGGGAAAUCCAUGGCGUCUAUUGCGGCGUCUGCCAAGAUCGUGCUACAUAUUGAGCGCGAGACAGCCUUGCAUCUAAACUACUGUGCCUCCUUUGGCCUUACAAAGGAAGAGAUGGAGAGUUACCCGGAGACGCUCGCCUGUACCGCGUACAGCCGAUACAUCCUCGACGUGGGACAGUCAGACGACUGGCUGGCACUGCAGAUGGCUCUGGCGCCGUGUCUCAUCGGAUAUGGGGCCAUUGCCAAGCGACUGUACACGGAGAAAGAAACCCUUCGUGAAGGGAACCGGUACUGGCAGUGGAUCGAAAACUAUGUUGCAGAAGACUUCUCAGAAGCUGUCCGAUUGGGUUCCGAACUGCUGGAGUCACACAUGCGGCAAGUGUCAGUCAGUCGGAUGGAGGAACUGAUCAAGAUCUUCAUCCGAGCCACGGAAUUGGAGAUCAACUUCUGGGACAUGGGACUGGGUGAGCGACCACAAAUGCAUGGUAUCGCUUUGAGGACCCAGGGAUCUGUACAAUAA